This is a messenger RNA of Nicrophorus vespilloides, 3075 nucleotides long. RefSeq names its product DDB1- and CUL4-associated factor 6-like. Bases 442 to 2628 code for a protein of 728 amino acids. The record is from RefSeq and is a predicted model, not a curated record. Gene Ontology annotation, molecular function: protein binding. Gene Ontology annotation, cellular component: Cul4-RING E3 ubiquitin ligase complex; cytoplasm. The transcript has 11 exons. Gene Ontology annotation, biological process: positive regulation of transcription by RNA polymerase II. NCBI's taxonomy places the organism in Eukaryota, Metazoa, Arthropoda, Insecta, Coleoptera, Silphidae.
UGUGCAAGAGAGACAAACACAACACAGCUGACAUUUGUCAGAAAAAAUGUGAAGUAUCUGCACACACAGAAAGUUUAUACACACAUAUUGGCUCUAACACACAAAUAAUUCGCGAUUCAUUAUACAAAUUACGCAAAAUUCGACCUAAAAAUAAUUCCACGGUGCUCGCGUUCCUCACUCAUAUGGUGCAAGGCGUAUGCAAAUGGAGGGUUUAAAUGGUACAGCCCAAAAAUAAACAUUGGACUUGGUUGUCUCCGGGUAGUACGAAACAUCGGGCGCAAAUCGACGACUUUGUGUGUCUUUUUUUUACUUCUUCAUAUUAAUAUUAUUGAUUUACCUCCAAUCAAUUUGUCAGCUUGCAAUAAAUUAUCAGUGGAGAAAUGGAUUGCUCUGGUCUGAAUUGAUUUGGUGAAGGAUUUAUAUUUGAAGAAAGAAGGCAACAUGAAUCAGAAAAACUCUGUCUUCAAAGACAUCUACUAUGAGCCUUACAGACAUCUUCAUAGGUCCAUGAUUUACAGUCAUGCCAAAGAUAACCGCGACUUUAUACAACGGAUGGGAUUGAUGUACAGAUUGCCUGUUCACGAUGGAUGCGUAAAUACUUUGGCAUGGAGCUCCAACGGCGAGUACAUCCUCUCCGGAUCAGACGAUCAGCAUCUAGUCAUAACGCACGGUUUCAACUCCAAAGUCUUGUACAAUUACCGCACCAGCCAUCAUGCCAAUAUCUUCAGCGCGAAAUUCUUGCCUUGCCAUAAUGACCAGCAGAUAGUUUCGUGUUCCGGCGAUGGUACCCUCUUGCAUACAGAUUUGGCGAGGCCCAAGGAAAGUUUGAAGAACCAGUUCAAUUGCCAUGCGGGCACCACGUAUGAGGUGAUCACGAUACCGAACGAUCCCAACAGUUUCUUGAGCUGCGGCGAGGAUGGCACCGUACGCUGGUUCGAUCUUCGCAUCAAAUCAAACUGCAACAAGACCAUAUGCAGAGAAGAUGUGUUGAUUUCAACGCCGUGCGCAGUUACCGCUUUGGCCAUAAACCCUAUGACUACCCAUCACUUGUCCAUUGGAUGCUCAGACUCGGCUGUUCGUCUAUAUGAUCGUCGUUGGCUUUCAACUCAAUGUUCAUUAGACGUGAAUGGUGGUACGCCGUUUUGCACGUUCAUGGCACCAAGAAUGGAGGAAAGGCCGUACAGGAUCACUUCUUUGGGUUACAGCGAAGACGGAAAGGAUAUGCUAGUUAGCUAUUCGUGCGACCAUCUUUACCUAUUCACAUUAAGAGAAGCCAAAACUAAGGAGAUCAAGAAACCGCACUUCUCGCAAUGGGAUAAGAUCAAAUAUUUGGCGAAUAAGAUGGGCACCAAAAGGGAGCGACGGUCGCCGCCUCCGGUAAGGCGUUUGAGACUUCGCGGAGAUUGGUCUGACACUGGACCAGAUGCUAGACCUGAAAGGGAGACCACUUCUAGCGUCAGCGUGAUCAGUCAGGCGAGACCACAACUGCAAACCACGUUGAUGCAAAGGAUGACCGAUGUACUAUCUCGAAUGUUGAACGAUCCCAUGACCAGGGCUGCCCUCAGUGCUGGCGGUGAAGAUUCCUUGGACCAUGGAAAUCCGGAAAACCCGAGACCUGCUGAAGAGCCUCAAGAUCAAGAACCAAUCGAGCCCGGCGGUAUAGAUGCGGACGCUCUUCCCGAUUUACCGCCACCUGUCCUUCCGCUGACUCCACCUCCAGUUAUCGUAGAGCCAGCUCCAGAAGAAGAAGAUGUGGUAAUGCGGAGCGAAGAUUCUAUCGAAGAUGUUAAUAUGGAUGAGAGUGGCGAAAAUAGCCAGAGUUCAAAUAACACACCCGCAUCUCCCAGUUCAGACAGUAACCAAUCCGUAUCAUCCACAGUAAACACAUCAAUUGUCACUAGGCAGUUACGUAACCGUUUGUCAAUUUUGCGCAGUUUACGCCAGGGUUUUAUAGAGCAGCACGGCGCUGAGCCGUCCGUUAGUCUCAGGUACUCCGAACAGAGUACCUCGAAUUCAACCAUUAGCCUGUCGACCAACAACUAUGUAAACGAGGGAACAUCCACCGAUCAACGUAGAAACAGUUCGAAUGAGGAUGUGGAUUUCGAUGAUUGCGAUUGCAAUGAUGACUCCGAUUCGAAUAUGCCCGGAGCAAGAGACGGCUUCUACGAUACCUUCGAAACCGAGAUGAAAAUGAAAUACGUGGGUCACAGGAACGCGCGUGUUUAUCCUUUCAGCACAAUGAUCAAAGAAGCUACGUUCUGGGGAAACGAUUACGUGAUGUCCGGCUCGGAUUGCGGACAUGUCUUCGUUUGGAACAGACAUACGGCCGAACUGGAGAUGCUCCUCCAGGCCGACAAUCACGUCGUGAACUGUCUUCAACCGCAUCCAACUUUGCCAUAUUUAGCUACCAGCGGUAUAGAUCAUGACAUCAAAAUUUGGGGUCCCAUACUGGAGGACAACGAUUUCGAUCGCGUUCAUGCGCACGGUCUGAUGAAGCGAAACGAAAUUAUGCUGGAGGAAACGAAGGAUACCAUAACCGUUCCUGCCGCCUUCAUGAUCAGGAUGUUGGCCUGCUUGAAUCAGAUCCGACAGGGUAGGCGGAACCGCGGCGAUAACGAGCAAACCUAAGUAUAUUCAUUACUACAUUCAACGGCGGGUAUGAUCAUUAUAUUUUCAGUUUUGAAAUAGUGAUUUUGUGUAAUUAGCUGUUACCAUCACCAUUACCCGCGUUCGUUGUUACAAAGACAAAGUUUUUUUUUUGUUGCUCAAUUUAAAUUUCAGUCUCGUAAGUCCGUGUGUACACACUACUAUUUAUUAGUAGGCAAUGAGAGUAAUACCCCGAACGUAGAUACGUUUUUCUAUUUGUUUUUGCUUAUAAUUGAUUGAAUUGGGUUGUGUGCUGCCCGGCAAACGUUUAGCUUCUAUUAGUUGUUGAUAUAAGUUGUUCCUUGCUGACGUGCCAUUUGAUUCCUUUUCGAUUAUUAAAUACAUAGUAUAUUAUAUAAAUGUCAUCCAUUUGCCCUUUACUAUGUGAAUUAUAUUACACAUAUAUAUAUAUUGUAAAUUUGAUUAUUA